Messenger RNA from Nymphaea colorata (pocket water lily), 3643 nucleotides. Its product is annotated as FHA domain-containing protein PS1. Gene Ontology annotation, cellular component: nuclear membrane. The transcript is spliced from 6 exons. Bases 246 to 3419 code for a protein of 1057 amino acids. Gene Ontology annotation, molecular function: protein binding. The record is from RefSeq and is a predicted model, not a curated record. Lineage: Eukaryota; Viridiplantae; Streptophyta; Magnoliopsida; Nymphaeales; Nymphaeaceae.
CCCGUUAGGUGAUUGCUCGUGACCCGCCGUUCGUUCAAAAAAAUGGCCGUUGCAGAAACGGAUCUCUAUCUUUUGAGCGAUUUGAAAUAACAGGGAAAACCACGAGCUCACCGCUAGCCAUGUCUCAAAAUUUGUUGCCUUUCUUGAUGCCUCCUCUCUUGCCAAGGUGGUUUUCUAGCUCGAAAAUUUGAAGUGAAGGAAGAAGAAGAAGAAGACGAAACCCCGAGAGAAGAUCUGCUUCCACUAUGGACCAAAAAGAAGAAGAAAGAGGCAAAAUGAUCCCUGUUUUCACUGUCUUCAAGAAUGGAGCUCAUGUGAAGAACAUCAUCCUCAGCAGAGCACCUGUUUCAGAGGCUGAACGUAGCCAAGAAGACGUGAUUAUGAUGGUUGGGCGCCACCCAGAUUGUGAUAUUGUGUUAGAGCACCCUAGCAUCAGCCGGUACCAUCUUCAACUCAAGAUUAAUGAAUCUUCCAAGAAGCUUUGGGUGACUGAUCAAUCUUCAGUUCAUGGGACAAUGGUUUCGGGACGAAAGAUGACACCCCAAGUUUCCGUGCAAGUUGAAGAAGGAGACGUUCUGAAGUUGGGAGGUUCAACAAGGAUGUAUAAGCUGAAAUGGGUGUCAUCGAUUUUUGACCUAGAGAAAGAACAAGAUGACGUAUUAUCGUCCAUUUCCCAAAACCAGGAGAACGAAGGGAGUGGCAUCCUUCUUGAUAUCGAUAAACAAAAUCAAUGUCCAUCGGCACCUCCAUUGAAGUCCGAAGGUUUAUACCCUUCAUUACCAGGGUCACCAAUCAGUAGCACAACAUCCAGGAAAGGAAAUCAUGGACGACAGAGCAGUGAGACUAUGGAGCAGCAAGGAACCGUGAAUCUUUGGAGCAGAAGGUGCAUGUCUUCAAGUGCACCUCAUCUGCGUAAGCACACGAAGAGGGACAAAGGGCUUGACAUGCUCUGCUAUGCUGAGAUUACUAAUCUAGAAAGCAAAGCUGCUGCAGUCAUCGAUCAUGCUAAGAACGAAAUGAUCAUGGACAUAAUCGCCAGCCAAGUAGAAGUUAAUUUGGAUAAAGAGAAUCCAACCACCAAUUUGCUCGUUGGUUCUAAUGAUGACGAAGUCAGAGUCUGGGAGAACACGACUGCUCUGGAUGUUUCGUCAGAAGAUAUGGCAUGCGGCAGCAAGCAGGUACUUCCUCCUGACUCAUGCAUCGGUAGUUCUUUUGAAGAGGAAAACACGCUAAUGCCAAAUAAAGAGAGCGACGAAGGGCUUGACAUGGCCUUGUAUGCUGAGAUCACUAAUCUGGAGCUAGGAGCUGAUGCUAUAUUCAUCCACCAAGAAAAAAACGAAGUUAGCACGGAUAUAAUCGACAACCAAGAGGAAGAAUUUGAUUUGGAGAAAGAAAAUCGUGGAACCAAUGAAUUCGUCGCUUCUGAUGAUAUAGAAAUGGGAGGUUGGGAGAACAGUACUACUGUCAAUGUCUUCCUGGAAACAAAGGAAUGGCAUGUGGUGCAGGGAGUUCCUUACGGCUCCAUCAUUAGUUCUAACGAAGAUGAAGACUUGUUACUACCAAAUAAGAAAAGCUUCUCUCCACAAACUCUCCAAUGCAUUUCAGAAUCAAAUGUGGGGGAAGAAGAUCCCCAUGGUCUUCAACCAGAUAAUGCCAUACUCAGGAAUUGGAAUGCUCCUGCAACCCCAGACCAUGGUUGUGGAGCAAUGUUAGAAGGGCUUUACUGUGGCUCAGGUUAUCAAAGUGUUGAGGAAGAGAGGAAGUCUUGCUCUUCAGAUCUAGUGAAUUUGAUUCCAAAAACAAAUAACAAAGCCACAGGUGGAUGCUUGGCCGAAUCAAAUAACAAGAAGAUAGCUGUAACUGCUGAACAGGGCACAAAGCGGCAUCAGUUCCAGCCAUCACCUUUAGGCCGAUCACCUUUAAGCGCUAGAAUCACAAAGUCCGGUAGGGAAGAUACCUUCGUAUCAGAUAAAGAGAAUUCCACCCAUCAGAUUCCUUCCCGUGUUCUAAAAUCAAGCAGGAGACUUGAGUAUGGUGAUCUAGAUGAUGAGAGAAACAGUGGAACACUUAAAAGUGUUGAAGAGCAAGAUAAGCGUAACAGGUUGCCAGGAUCAUCUCCAUUUUUUCGUGGUUGUCUUGAUAUGGAAGAUGUAUUCCUGUCGGAUAAGGAGAACAUGACUCCACACACUCCAUCAGUCAGUAUCUUGAAGUCAAGAGGGAAGCUUACGUCUGAAAAUUCAACAAUGAAAGCCAAUAACAUAAGACAGCUUGCAACCGCUAAACACGAUAUGAAGUUGGAGUGGCUGUGUGGUUCACCUUCAUCUGCUCACAGCGACUCCAUUAUGGAAGGCAUGUUUCCAUGUGACAAAGAGAAUGUUACCCCAAAAUCUUCUCAAGUUCUGAAGUCGAGGGCCAAGACUUCGUCAAAGUUCAAAGAGGAGAUGAUCCUAAAAAGAAGGCAGGAAGAAAGAGUACCAUUCCAAAAUUUGCUCCUUAGUUCACCUGGAGGUGUCGAACACUCGCCGAUCAUCAAUAAUGCAUCAGGAACUUUCAAUAUCUCAAAUAAAAAAAGAAUCAGCAACGAAAUCAGUUGUUCUUCUGUGUCUUUUAGUCAUCAAGAGUCUGAUACUGUGGGGGCGGCAGCAAAAAAGAAAUGGUACAUGGUGGUUGAUACAAGUUGCUUACUCAAUGCACAAUCCAGAAGGUCACUGAAACUAAUGGAAGGUCUCAAGGGGACUCAACUUAUUAUUCCAAGAAUGGUUGUUCGGGAAUUAGAUAGUCUUAAACACCGAGCAAGCAGAUUUAGAAAAGAAUCAGAGGCUUCUGUUGUGAUGCAAUGGAUAGAGCAAUGCAUGGUCAAAAUGAGCUGGUGGAUUCAUGUGCAGAGCUCUGGUGAAUGCUUCCCGGUGUCAGCAACCCCUCCAGUGUCUCCUCACCUGCAACUGAAUCAAGGAGGCAGCGAAUCUAGUGGCUGCAAUGCGAUGAGUUUCCUUACUGCUAGCCAGAUCUCAUUUUCCAGUUAUGGAAGCUUUGCAGAGAUAGUUUCACCGACUGCUGAAGAUCACAUUCUUGAAUGCGCCCUCCUCUUCAAGAGACUCAAGACGGAUGGGCAGCUCAUCCUUCUAACAAAAGAAGUUGGUCUAAGAAUUAAGGCCAUGGCAGAGGGACUGAUAUGCGAGACUCCAGAGGAAUUUUGCGAGAGUCUGGUAAACCCAUACUCAGAGAGAUUCUUGUGGCUAGAAAGCACUCCAAGAGGACCAACUUGGUCCAGCUUAGACGGUCUGCAUGGAUUAAAGGAGAGUCACCAUCAACCUGCGAGGAGCUCCUUGAAGAAGAAGGUGUUUACUGAGGGUGCCAAGGGUCUAAAACUCGUUCUGCGCCAUAAUGAUCAUUAUGGGCAGGUGAACUUAGCUGCAUAAAAUGUAGUGUUCUUUUUGAAAUUGGGCAUAUUGCUGUAUAUGCGAACAGUAGCAUAUUGAUAGAUAACUUUUAGCGUGAUAGACUGUUGCCAACCUUACCGAGCAGAAAUUUCAACUUCUCGUGCUCAAAUUUGUGCAAAGUUGUCGGAUCAAGCAGUCAUCAAUGUAAACACAUCUUUGGAACCUUUGUUCCAUUUCUGUCAAAGGUCUGUGGCACGACUCCU